Molecule: messenger RNA, 1665 nt
Organism: Cladophialophora psammophila CBS 110553
Lineage: Eukaryota; Fungi; Ascomycota; Eurotiomycetes; Chaetothyriales; Herpotrichiellaceae
Product: arylsulfatase
Exons: 3
Coding region: 1-1665 (554 amino acids)
Molecular function (GO): arylsulfatase activity
Source: RefSeq, a predicted model, not a curated record
AUGGCCGACAAAUCUGAGAGGCCUCACGCAGGCACGCGGCCCAACUUCCUGGUCAUCGUGGCCGACGACCUGGGCUUCUCAGAUGUGGGCGCAUUUGGAGGGGAAAUCAAGACACCAAAUAUUGAUAGCCUGGCCCACAUUGCCGGCCUAGGGACGAUGAUAGAGACGAUAAAAGAGUUUCAAGUGGGCCAGCCUGGUUACGAAGGAUACCUGAAUGACCGAAUCGCCGCGUUGCCUGAACUCCUUCGAGAUGCCGGCUACUUUACACUCAUGUCGGGCAAAUGGCAUCUGGGCAUGACGCCGGACCGCUAUCCAUCCAAGAGAGGGUUCGACCGAUCAUUCAGCUUGCUUCCCGGUGGCGCGAAUCAUUACGGGUGGGAGCCACAGGUGCAGGAAAAGGUCCCCGAUUUGCUGGAGCGCAACGGCCCUUUCUAUGCCGAAGAUGACAAACCCGUCUCGGUCGCCGGCUUGGGUCCGGACUUCUACUCUUCGGAGUCCUUCACGUCGAAACUACUGCAGUACUUCCAAGAGAGAGGCGAGGGUCAAAGGCAGAAACCGUUCUUUGCCUAUCUGCCCUACUCGGCGCCUCAUUGGCCCCUGCAGGCUCCGGAGGAAGAUUGCAGAGAUUAUCGAGGGGUCUACGACGAAGGCCCGGACGUGUUGAGACAGAAGCGGCUGCGACGUCUUGAGGAACUGGGCAUCAUCUCCUCUGAGACCAAGGCCCACGAGGUAUUUGCUUUGCCGCUCGAUAAACCCCUGAGUAAAGAAUGGAAGAGCUUGACAGAGGACGAGAAGAAGUUCUCCUCGAGGACCAUGGAGGUCUUCGCCGCCAUGGUGCAGAACAUGGACCGGAACAUUGGCCGUGUCCUCUCCUAUCUCAAAUCGACUGGCGAAUACGACAACACGUUGGUCAUGUUCAUGUCCGACAACGGGGCCGAGGGACUGCUGUUGGAGGCAUAUCCCGUGGUGAAGGAGAACAUCUUCGACCACAUCGAUCGAUAUUACGACAACAGUUACGAGAACAUGGGCCGAUAUAACAGCUACAUCUGGUACGGGCCGCGCUGGGCGUCUGCGGCGAUGGCCCCGCUGAGGCUUUACAAGUCCUUUUCGUCAGAAGGCGGAAUCAGGGUGCCGUUCAUCCUGAGGUAUCCACCAUUAACGUCAUCACGGGCCGGCAGACUUGAUCGAUCGUUCGCGACAGUGAUGGACAUUGCUCCGACCCUCUUACAACUAGCAGGAACGGAACAUCCGGGGACCACUUAUCGAGGCCGAGCCGUCGUCCCCAUGCGAGGGACAUCUUGGGUGCCAUAUCUGUCCGACCCGGUGAAGCGGCCGUACAUCCAUGGCGACGACUCCGUCAUGGGAUGGGAGCUGUUUGAUCGUCAGGCCCUUCGGAAAGGGAAAUGGAAGGCCGUCAUGAUUCCGAGGCCCUUUGGGCCCGGAAGAUGGCAGCUGUACGACCUGGAGAGAGAUCCUGGAGAGACGGACGACCUGGGGGCCCGGCACCCCGAAAAGCUGCAGGAACUUCUCAAACACUGGGACGAAUAUUGCAGGGAGGUCGGCGUUGCAGGUGCGGCGCCGCAGUAUGGGAUGCUGAGGGUUGACCAAGGCGAUGGGAGUCCUUUGGCGGCGGCUGCAUCGAGGGAAGAUGGACCCAAGAUCUGA